Zootermopsis nevadensis is the source of this 5289-nucleotide messenger RNA. Lineage: Eukaryota; Metazoa; Arthropoda; Insecta; Blattodea; Termopsidae. The record is from RefSeq and is a predicted model, not a curated record.
UGGAAUUAUUCCUUACUUUUCUGCUGGUCGCAUCAAAAAUGCUUUUAGGAAGUAUAGUUUUCGUAGUUCAAUCAGUGAAGUGAUUAACUACGGACUGGAUGACUGGGGUUCGAUCCCCGACAGACCGAUAUAAGUUUUUGAUGUAGAAAUGUUGCUUCGCUCCAGAGGGUUGAUGAAAACAGUUCAGAAUAUGAAUAAAACAAAUCUUGGUCUAUUGCAUACUAAAACGUUGGCAGUGGAACAUGAUUAUGUGAAUCAUAGGUUCUACAUAAAGCUGGGCAAUGACGUUGCUUUCAUUCAGUAUGACAUGUUUAACAACGUUUUAGACUAUAAGGAAACUUACGUUCCACCAGCUUUUCGGAGGAAAGGUGUAGCUCAGGUCCUGGCAGAGGCUGCAUUUGACCAUGCUGUGAAGAAUGACCUGAAGGUGAAAGUGACCUGCACGUAUUUACAGAAGUACCUUGAAAACCAUCCUUUGUCAGAAUAUACGAGCCGAAUUGUUGACUAGACCGAUCACCUCAUUUCAAAGUCUUGUUUAAUGCAUUGAUUGGAAGUACGUAUAGUAAUUUUAAAAUUAAGAGGAUAUACCUAACCUAACCUGAAAACAUGGAAGACAAAGACCUGAAGGCCAAGAUCCACUACUAUUGCCGAGAAAAGCUGUAUCAUGCGAUGCAAUCAGCUGCCCUUGACGGGCUUCGCAAGUUUCCAGGUGAUGUCACAUUUCAUCUGUACAACGGCUUAUCAUUGGUACUGGGACAUCGUAUACAAGAAGGGAUACGGGAACUACAACCACUUCAGAGUGACCGUGAUGUCAUGCUGGGUGCUAUUCUGGCACUCAUGUUUGCACAUCGACGUUGCAGUGUCGUAGACAGGGAAGCUCUUGCUCAGCUGGACAAACGACUGAAGGAAGAACGCAAGCAUGCUGGUGAGAUGGGACUGUAUCAUGGAGCAGUUGUUCUUUUCUAUACGGGCAAACCAGAGAAAGCUCGAGAUUAUGCCGACAGGCUUCUCAAAUCUAAUUCCAUUUCUCCAGAUGGACUUGUAAUUAAGGGUUGGAUUGAAAUGUAUGUUGGAAAGGAAGGCAUAUUCAAAGAUAUUCCUCACUACUUUGAGUCAGCCUUGGAACAUAGUCCUGGCAAGCGAAAUAUUGAUGCUGUAUUUGGUAAAGCUCAUUUUCUGGAGCUUCAAAAUGAUUAUGAAGGCGCAAUUGGUCUUCUUAACCAGCUGGUAGUGAGGUUUCCUACAUUCACUCCACCUUUGGUAGAAAAAAUGAAAAACCAGCUUGCACUGCUGGACUGGGAUCAAGCUACUGAGACGGCAAACAGAAUUUUAGCAGCAGAUCAACACUGCUUGGAAGCUAUGAAAAUAAAGGCUUUGGUACUUAUUUGUCGAGAAGGAAGUCAUGAAGAAGCAAGUCUGAGCUUGAGAUAUUUCUACAAUGAGAUGGAGAAAUCUGAAUCUAAGAAUGCUGAGUUAUUUGUGGAGAAUGCUCAGCUGUUUUCACGGGCGUGUGGACGAAAUGAGGUUAUACUUGCUGAAACGUACCGCUUUGCUGAGAGAGCUGCACAACUCGAUCCAACUAGCGCCGACUUUAUGACAGAGCUAGGUUAUCAGUGUUUGUUGCAGGGCAAGAUCAGAGAGGCCACGAGACUGUAUCGUAGUGCCACCAAAGUGGAUGACUCGUCUGUUUUAGCUUUAUCAGGGUUAACAUUGUGUCAGCUGAGUGAGAGUGGGGCUAAUGAUCAGGUUCGCCAACAGGUGGAAUUCCUUCAAGAAGUAGAGGGAUCUCAGCCAACUCCCAGUCUCUUACUCAUGUCAGCCAAGCUUGUUUCUGGUAACGCUGAAAAAGCUGUUGGGUUUCUGAAUGAGGCUGUCGAAAUACAUUUCAGGAAUCUGCGUACCUUACCAUAUGGUUCUAAAUACUUGCGGAGUCUUGAUCCAGAUUUCUUGCUUCAGGUCGUGAAAGAAUUCCUUUUAUAUGCUCCCGUCUCUUCUUCGACUGCAGGUAUCGCUACCGGUGCUACUCCAACACUGCAACAAGGUCUGUCAUCUUUACCAGUGCCUAUGAAGCAGAGCUUGACAAUUCUUGAAGCAGUGAGCAAGGCUUGUCCAGGUCUUCUGGAAGCAUUAUACCAAUUUGCAUAUGUUCAGUUCAUUAGUGGAGACACUAAAGGGGCAUCUCUGACUUUACAACAUAUCUUGAAUGAUGUAGAUGCCACAUGUUCUGAUGCACAUCUGCUUAUGGCACAAAUUCUUGUUCAACAAGGCCAUUACCAGCGAGCUGCACAGAGUCUAGAAGUGGGACUCAGUUACAAUUUCAAAGUCCGUGAGCAUCCAUUAUACCACCUCAUCACAGCACUCGUACAGAAGCAGCAAGGAAAUAUCAAGGAGUGCAUAGAGACUCUCCAGACGGCAAUGACUCUCACUGGAUUGAAGGCAGGAAGUGGAGGCCAGGUUGAGGCUACAGGUGGGUCACCUGGACUGUCCUUGCCAGAUAAAGCAUCUCUAUACCUCGAACUAGUAGAGGCACAUAAAUCUGCAGAUCAGAUGCAUGAGGCUGCCAAAGUCAUGCAAGAUGCUACUGAUGAAUUUCAAGGCACUACUGAAGAAGGUCGUGUAACUGUUGCUAAUGCCAUUCUAGCAUUGCACAAGGGAGAUAUAAAAUUGGCCUUAGAAAUUCUACAAAGUAUAGGGCCAAGCCACACAUAUUAUCAACAGGCAUGCUGUAAGAGGGCUGAAAUACAUCUCAGUCACCGCAAGGAUCGUCGUGCAUUCGCCGAAUGCUUCCGUGAAUUGGUGGAAAAUUCUCCCGGUCCUCAGAGUUUUGUGAUGCUUGGUGAUGCAUAUAUGUCGAUUCAGGAACCAGACAGGGCUAUUGAAGCUUAUGAACAGGCUCUGAAACGAAACCCUCGCGAUGCAACCCUUGCUUGCAAGAUGGGGAGGGCUCUUGUAAAAACCCAUCAGUAUGGCAAAGCUAUUAAUUAUUACAAAGAAGCUGUGAAAGGGGAAGAUGCUGGACAAUUGAAACUUGACAUGGCAGAACUGUACAUGAAGUUAGGGCAGUAUGAUAAGGCUGAGAAAACCCUUUCCCAGGAAUUAGAACAUAAAACUGACGGUAGUGACAUGUCAUCGCUGGAAGCUCGGACCAAACUUCUGUUACUGUUGUCCAAGGUGCGAGAGAAAGCUGGCAAUAUUCAGGCAUCUCUUAAAACACUCAGAGAUGCUCGUGACAACCAGAGCCGUGUGCUGAAAAGAAUGAUGGUUGAGCAGUCUGGUGGUGGUUCUGAGGCACGUCAGGUGGCAGCAAACAUCUGUCAGCAAAUGGCAGAAUAUGCCAGUAUGUUGAGAGACCAUGAUGCAGCUAUUCGUUUCUACAAAGAGGCUCUUACUUAUUCUCCAGAAGAUACAAAGUCUUUGGUUGACUUGGCAAGAUUAUAUAUGCAGGUAAAUGAUUUGGAACAGUGCCAGAUGAGCUGCAUGACUUUGCUGAAGGCAGACGCCGACAAUGAGGCAGCUACUGUGAUGAUGGCUGAUCUGGCUUUUAGGAAAGUGGACUUUGAGACAGCUGCUUUCCACUUCCAGCAGCUGCUUCAAAGACGUCCCGAUUACUGGACUGCUCUUGCGAGGCUGGUUGAGGUGAUGCGACGAACUGGGAAUUUGGAAGAUGUGCCAUUCUAUCUGAACAAAGCGGAGGCUGCUUGCCAGCGUCCCAGUCAGGAGGCUGGUCUUGCUUAUUGCCAAGGCCUUUAUGGAUGGUAUUCUGGGAAUGCUAAUUCUGCUCUUCGUCAGUUUAACAGAGCACGCCUUGACCCUGAAUGGGGUCAACAGGCAAUUUAUAAUAUGAUUGAGAUUUGCCUUAAUCCUGAUGAUGAAACUUUAGGAACCGAGUCGGCAGAAGGAGAGGAUGCGGAGGUUCGAGGUUCCCACGAGAUGGCUCUGAGGAUGGCUGAAAGGCUUCUGAAGGAGCUUCAGCCUCGUCCAGGUGGUAUUGGUGGAGAUGAAGUUUUGAAUCAUCGUCUGCUUGGUAACUUUUUGCUUUUGGCGACCCGCAAGAAACCAAAUAUAGAACAGGCGCUGCAGGAUUUUGCAUCUCUAGCUACUCAAGAUGCUUACAGGGAUCAUGUUGGUACUGCUCUUGGCUUAGCAACAUCUUACAUGUUGCUCAAACAAAUACCACGAGCCAGGAAUCAGUUGAAGAGAGUUGCAAAGAAUGUGUGGAACUUUGAAGAUGCAGAAUAUUUAGAGCGCUGCUGGUUGCUGUUAGCAGACAUAUACAUUCAGAACAGCAAAUAUGACAUGGCAAGUGAACUGCUUCGCCGAGUAUUACAGCAUAACAAGGCAUGCACUAAAGCAUAUGAAUAUGCAGGUUACAUAGCUGAGAAAGAUCAAGCAUAUAGGGAUGCUGCAAACCAGUAUGAAUGUGCUUGGAAAUAUGGAGGUCAGGCAAAUCCUACUAUUGGAUAUAAGCUCGCAUUUAAUUACAUGAAGGGUAAGAGAUAUGCUGACGCUAUUGAUAUAUGUCAGCACGUACUCAGAGUACAACCAGAUUAUCCUCGUAUACGUAAAGAAAUUUUGGAAAAAUCAAGGAACAAUUUGAGAGCAUAAGAAAAUGCUUAAAUUACUCUUUCAACUGCAUGAAAUUUAAAUUCAGAAUAGUAUUAAAAAUAUAUUAAAAUAUGUUCCAUAUGUAAAUCGAGUACUCGAUACGGAACGAAAAAUGAUAUUUUAAUCUUUUAAUUAUCUUAUAUUGUGAUUGACGGCCAAUUUUAAUAUAUUUUUAAUACUAUUUAAAUAAAUCACAAUAUGACGCACCUACAAUAUCUCUUAAAUUCAGAAUAUUUCACACCCAUUUUAUUAAUUGUUUUUCUUGGAAGCACAAAACAGACCAACUGUGUACGAAGAGAGAUUUUAGAAAGAAAAAAAAAACAAUUUCGUAAUGUAAAUAUGUUACAAACGUGAUGUAAGCAGAACACAUUUCACAGCUUACAAACACAGACUGCAAGAAAUUGGGACAUGCUUAUUAGCAAUUUGACUACUCAUGCUGCAGAUACUUGCUUAUUUAGUGGUCUGUGAAGUUUUUCAUGGUUCGUGUUAUCUGUCUAUAAAAUGAGCGAUGAAGAUCUUAUACUUGUGAGUGCUGGAUAUAUUGCCGUGAAUGAAGGAAGAAAAAAUAAGAAGGAACUAUUUUUGGUGGAUGACAGCUGUUUCAGAAUAUAAAAAUAAAAACAUUAAACUGAUCUCUUAACAUUUAUCAUACAAGAAUAGGGGAUUAAAGCCCUGUACUUCAGA